AUGUUACCCACCCCCGCUGAGGACUGCGACGAGUGCGUUCCAGCGUACAUGCCACACUCGACUCAGUUCGGAACCAAAGCUGCUCUCUCGAUCACACCGUUUCUCGCGACCUUCGCCUGCCUGACAUUCAUCGCGUACAGAAAAGUCUACCCUUUGUUGUCUUCCACUCCUCCACGAUCGCAGCAUGGCGACAAAGGCCUUCCGCGGCCAGCGACAUCCCCUCCCGAACCUGCCGCGCAGCACAUCGCUCGACGCAUCGCGGCAAUCACCUUCUCCUCUACUAUCGCGCUCUCCGCAGUGUUAACCGAACUGCUCCUAUGCGAGAUCUCGAAUUCUUUCAACGCCACAGCCAGGAAUAUCGCGCUACAAGCCACGGUAGUGAGCCUCCUCGGUCUGCUUGUCGUGGCCAUCCCGCUGCUGGGGAUAUCGUCCGUCGUCUCAAAAUCAGGCUACAAGUUUCGCGGCGAGGGGAAAAGUCGUGUUCGUCUUGCAUGGCUUCUGGAAAUUGUUGGCUAUGCGGUAUUUCUGUUUGGCUUCUGGGCGAUUGGGGCACUACUGCCUGCCUCCCCCAGCAUCACCGAAAGUAUCAGCAGUUCAGAUGGUCUUUUCCAAGCUUGCUUGGACAGACUGGGUAUAACCGGCGUUUCGCUAAUGGCGCUGCUGUCCGGCUUUGCCUCAGUCAGUGCCAUCUGGCAGACAUUCGGACCCAGGACAAGGUUGGUCGCCGAGACAGAUAUCAAUCGGAAACAAGCUGGUUUGGAUGCUACCGUGGACAUGAUAGCGGAGAAGAAGGGACGGCUCAGAGCGUUGCUGAGAAAGUCUGCAGACGCCCCAACCCAGGGGUUCUGGGGCCGGACGGUGGGCUCGAUACGCGGGAACACUGACACCCAAGAAAAGCAGACGCUUGAGAUGGAAACGUCAGGCCUCGAGACUAUGGCUUCCUCCCUUGAGACUUCGCUCACAAUCUUGCGGGCACGUCGUGCUGACCAACUGCGGGCGACGACUGCCUGGGGCCGCAUGUCCCUGGUUUUCUCCUACGUCUUUUCCUGCUACUGCGUCUAUCGCAUCUGUACCACUACAGUGAACAUCGGUCGCCGUCUGCUGUCCAGCGUCCCUGCAACAUCUCCUCAUACAGAUCCUGUUACCGCCACCAUUGCCCUCUUUGCACGACACGUCUAUCCGUCGCUGGACCAAGCCUCAUGGGCGCAGCAGAUCUCCUUUUUACUCUCAGGGGCAAUGCUUCUGGCUUCGUUCUCGGCUGUGACGCAGACAUUUCACCUCUUCGCUCGCUUCAUGCCGAGGGUCCUCCACGCCACAAAGACGAAUUUCGCCCUUUUGAUCAGUCAAAUCAGUGGAAUGUACGUGAUCAGCUCUGCUCUGAUGCUCAGGGGCAUGAUGCCCAAAGAGGUAGGCAGUGUGAUCAACAGCGCUUUGGGGGCUGGAUUGCUGGAGCCUGCCUGGGUGCAAAGAUGGUUUGACGGCUUCUUCAUGCUCGCCGUGGUCGUCACAGGCUUGGGUAUCUUCCUGGGACGACAGAUUUCUGGGGCGGCGAUAUGGGAAGAGGACAGCAACUACGACGAACCAGUUGGACUAAGCAAAGAGUCCUAA
Messenger RNA from Capronia coronata CBS 617.96, 1608 nucleotides. RefSeq lists its product as uncharacterized. The transcript has a single exon. The record is from RefSeq and is a predicted model, not a curated record. Lineage: Eukaryota; Fungi; Ascomycota; Eurotiomycetes; Chaetothyriales; Herpotrichiellaceae. Bases 1 to 1608 code for a protein of 535 amino acids. Gene Ontology annotation, cellular component: membrane.